Lotus japonicus is the source of this 858-nucleotide messenger RNA. RefSeq lists its product as uncharacterized. The transcript has a single exon. Bases 1 to 858 code for a protein of 285 amino acids. Lineage: Eukaryota; Viridiplantae; Streptophyta; Magnoliopsida; Fabales; Fabaceae. The record is from RefSeq and is a predicted model, not a curated record.
AUGGCUAGAAGACAAGAUCAAGCCAUAGCUAAUGCCCUUCAGAGAUUGGCGGAUAUUUUGAAAAGAAAUGAAAAUCAUGCUAAUGGCCGAGCUCAACCUCAAGUACAAGUUGCUGAGGAAGGAGAGUAUCAAGGGUUGAAUAAAUUUUUGAAACGGAAUCCUUCUCAAUUUAAGGGAGGAUACAAUCCUUAUGGAGCUCAUCUGUGGAUAAAAGAAUUGGAAAGAAUUUUUGGAGCUCUUCAGUGCUCAGAGAAUCAAAAAGUCGCUUUUUCGACUUACUUACUAAUAGAGGAAGCUGAGAAUUGGUGGACCCAUGUUAAACAGAGAUUGGAAAAUGAAGGCAGGGAAAUCAAUUGGUUUACCUUCAAGGAAAUCUUCCUGGAGAAAUAUCUUCCUGAGGAUGUAAGAAACAAGAAGGAGAUGGAGUUCCUGGAACUUAAACAAGGAAACAUGUCAGUGGGAGAGUACGCGGCAAAGUUCGAGGAACUAGCUCUUUUCUAUCCUCCUUAUCAAGCGGCCGGAAAUGAACGGUCCAAAUGUGUAAAAUUUGAGAAUGGUCUACGACCGGAAAUUAAAGAAGCUAUAGGAUACCAACGAGUUAGAGAUUUCCCAACCUUAGUAGACAUGUGUAGAAUUUUUGAAGAUGAUCACAAGUCAAGGUUAGCUCAAUCUAGAAGUUUGGGUUCCCAAAGACAUGUAAGACGAGCACCAGAUAGAAGGAACCCAUAUCAAGCUCCAUCAAAGUAUGCAGGAUCCCCAUCUUCAGUUGGGAGGCCUAAUUUUUCGAGGGAUAUAAUGGUUCCGGACAAACAAAUCCAUUGGUUAUCAAGUGCUUUAAAUGUGGCGGACCACAUUUAG